This is a messenger RNA of Mixia osmundae IAM 14324, 2976 nucleotides long. RefSeq lists its product as uncharacterized. The transcript is spliced from 4 exons. Gene Ontology annotation, cellular component: ubiquitin ligase complex; cytosol; nucleus. The coding region runs from base 1 to 2976 and encodes 991 amino acids. Gene Ontology annotation, biological process: protein autoubiquitination; proteasome-mediated ubiquitin-dependent protein catabolic process; protein polyubiquitination. NCBI's taxonomy places the organism in Eukaryota, Fungi, Basidiomycota, Mixiomycetes, Mixiales, Mixiaceae. Gene Ontology annotation, molecular function: cyclin binding; ubiquitin conjugating enzyme binding; ubiquitin protein ligase activity. The record is from RefSeq and is a predicted model, not a curated record.
AUGGAGCAGUCCAGACGGCGAGAGGACGAGGCUCAGGACGUCGCCAGCCUGGGCCCUGCUCCGAGUCUGCCGAGCUUUCCGGCUCAGAUGAGGGACGCCGACGAAUCUGGUCGCCGGUCGAGUGAUCCCGCCGGCCGCCAAGCCAAGCGACCAAGCCAGCUCGACCUCUCCAAGGCCAGAGAAGCCCACUCGAAGCUCGGACAGGGCGUGCCUAUGACGGCAAGCUCGUCUCAUGCCACCUCACAGUCCCUGCAGCAGGAGGACGAGGACCAGACGCUCGACUGCCUCCUCACUGCUCAGCAAGCCUUCCACGCCACGCUCAACGGACUCUUGCCGCCUUCUGCGCCAUCUCUCUUCGACUCACGCGCGACGGGUGCCUUUGAGAGUGCAGAGCUCAAGGAGGAGCGCUUGCUCGCCGAAGACAGUGAGCGACUAGAAUCAGCAUCCUCUACAGGGUCGCUCGAGGGGAGCCCUCUUGAGCUCUCAAAGCAAAUCGUCGAACUCCUUCGGUGCCUCCAUCGCCUCAUCUUGCUCGUUUCCGGCGGGGGUUACGAUGAGGAACGGAUCCAGAUGUCGCAGUCACGUCGCGCGUCCGUUGCGCCCACCGCGUUUCGACAGGCAGACACUCCCGCUGAGCUCUCGCGUGCUUCCAGCCUCGACGGUACGCCCGAAGCGCAUGCAGCCCUCUCGCACGCCUUGGCCAGCCAAGUCGAAGCCCUCCGUCUUCAGUCUCCUUCUCCGUCCAAGCCAAGAUUCCCACCCUUGCAGCCUGUCCUUACUGAUGACAAUGGAACUCCGCGAAGACCAGCCUCAAUCUCGAGCUUGCCCAAAGCAAUGUCGCCCAGUACGCCCAUGCACGCCGAUUCCUACUCGUCCGCUCGCGAAGUGAUUGACGCCGAAUCAGACCUGCUCUGGGGACGGGUCAACGAUCUGCUCGAGCAAGUGACGCAGAUCUGCGCAGAGCACGUUUCGACAGGUAGACACAGGCAAGCGCGAGCUCAGGACGAAGGCUCAAGAUACGACAGAGCAACACUGGCCCAGCCGACACAAGGUGACUUGCCGAGCUAUGAAGAUGCAGAGAACCUGCCGGACUACGAAACAGGCGAUGCGCGCCAGCCGAGUACGCCUGAGCGCGACGUCAAGCAAAGCUCUCGAUCGGAUGAGAAGCACGCGCACCAAUUUGCAGACGUUGCCUCUGCCAUAGAGCGGCUAUACACAGUCGCACCCCAGCUCGCAAACCAGCGCACCUCGCUGCGGGCCAUACCAACAGACAGACAAGAGAUCAGACAACGCCAGCUUGUCCGUCUUGGCCGAGCCAUCGAACGUUUGUCUGAUACCCGCCUGGAAGGCCAGCGCGCCGAAAGUCAGCCACAGACGCCAGCUACGAUCGGAAAAGCCUCGGUCAGAUUAGCUGACAGCCUCGAUGACAUCCUGUCGAGAAUCAACAAAGCUUCAUCACGCACAAUGGGUCAGCGAGCUGAGCUGACACCGCGUCAAUGCGAAGUCCUCCAGCAGGCAAAGAGAACGGCGGAGAUCGUUGCUUCUGGCUUGACCCCAAUCAAUGAGCGUCAAGAGCACGAUAGGAUGGAGCGUAUCAUCAAGAAGACCGGCCAAGGAAGGCUCAGUCGGCAAGACGCUUCGUUCAUGUCCUCGACGCCUUUUGCCGAUCAAGGCAGACGAGGCUCGACGUUGGCCGAAUUCCUCAUACAGGAUGGCCAAGCAAUAUCGCCGCAUGGGAGCAGACCGCCGAGCCAGCUCAGCGCCGAUCGCAUGUCGACUGAGCGCAAGGAGGCCACCUCAGACCACAUACAGAUCUACGCAGAGGCAGCAAAUGCUUCGAAAACACUCUCAGUCUACCUUUGGUCGAACGAGCCGCUUUCGCUCGCAUGCCGCGAGCUGCGAUCGAAUAUGCUGGCGCUUGCGGCCACUCGGCAUCAGGUAUACUCCGUAAAAUUACCAGGCGCUCUGGAAACAUACGAGCCACUAGCUCUAAACGACAAUGCAGGUCUCAUCACAAUCAAGUAUCGCCUUCAACCGGAGGACACAUCUUCAUCGCAGCGCUCCUUCGAGAUCUGGCCGGCAUCCCAGCUGAAUGAUGUCCGGCCGACUGCGCUUCACUGUAAACAAUGUCACACUGUACUUGCAGCUCUACGAGAUUCCCCAGCAUACCUGGCGUUGCCUUCAGAAGGCUGGAACGAUCUCGUGGAUACAUGGCUUUGCCACAAAACUCGCACUGUCGAGAAUCGCGUCGAGGCCGACUCAAUACAGGCAUUCAGUGGCCUCGACGGCACGACCCGCUUUACACCGACCAAAACAUCCUUGCUGGUCUCAUCUGCCUACCUACUCAUCGAUGGUAACGCGACGGAAAGUUGGCAUGCACUCUCAAACCAGUCGCAAAUCGCGCAAGAUGGCUCGCGCUGGUAUCCUGUCGGCUGUUCAACGUGCGAAAGUCCGGUAGCCGAGGCGCGAGCCCAGGCGAUGUCUGACAGACUGAUACCUGCCCCUCAACGCAAAGCAGAUGCUUGUCUCAAGUUCUGGAAGCACGCCGUCACCUUCGACGCGACAGCGACUGUGCAAUUAGGAACGUACAGCUCACCGACAUUCAUAGUCAAUCAAUUGCUGCAGCUGUCUCGUGAUACUGGCUCGUACCGCUUCAGGUUGACGUGCAAUGGCCACACGAAAGUGCUUCUAUGGCUGUUCAACCCAGACAUGUCUGUCAUGACGAGUCAAGCCGUGAUCGACGCAGGCUUUGCGAAGCUGCACAAGAGUGUCAAGAUCUUCUUCGAAACAGCAGAGCGUGUUCAAGCUUCCGUCGCAAAGAGUUUCGAAGGAUAUCAGACCGAGAGCCUAGAGCUUGCAGAUGCGACCUGUAGCUUGAUGGUGGCAGAGCUCGAGGAGAAGCAUAGAAGCCUGCCUGGGCAUAUACUUCCUGUUGUAUUUGCCGGCCUGCGUGCCUCGUAUCUGCAUCGCACUUAG